AUGUUUCACAAAUCCCUUGUUGUUUUUGCCCUUCUCAAAGCGGCAUCCUGUGUGCAACCUGAAGCGCCGCGUCCUAAAGCGGCUCCUCUGCGCGACCUACCGUGGGCACAGCUCAACUUCCUGCAUACUACCGAUGUGCAUGGGUGGUGGGGCGGCCAUCUCCAAGAGGCGUCUUUCUCUUCUGAUUGGGGCGACUAUGUCUCUUUUGCAAAGCACAUGCGUGAGAAAGCAGAUGCGGAUGGCUCAGACUUGCUGCUCAUCGAUACUGGAGACCGUGUUGAAGGAAACGCCAUCUACGACUCCUCAAAGCCUCGUGGAAAGUUUACCUACGAGAUCGCCAAAGAACAGAACAUCGAUCUGAUAUGCUCAGGCAACCAUGAGUUGUACAAAGCAAACACUGCUGAGGGCGAAUACUUCCACACGGUUCCCGACUUCAAAGGAAACUACUUGGCCUCCAAUCUAGACAUCUACAACCCCGAGACUGGGAAGCGGGAGCCACUCGCACCCCGCUUCAAAAGAUUCACUACUAAAAACCAAGGUAUACGCAUCCUGGCCUUCGGAUUCCUAUUCGAUUUCACGGGCAACGCAAACAACACUGUCGUUCAGAGGGUUGAGGACACAGUGCACGAGGAGUGGUUCACAGAAGCCCUUAAAAGCCAGGACAUCGACUUGAUCAUCGUCUUUGGCCAUGUUGACAUCCGUUCCGAAGAAUAUGCGCUUUUGUUCUCUACUAUACGGUCGAUGCAUUGGGAUACGCCCAUCCAGUUCUUCGGAGGUCAUAGCCACAUCCGCGACUACAAGAUCUUUGAUAACAAAGCUGUCGCUCUUGAAAGUGGGCGAUAUAUGGAGACGCUCGGCUUCAUGUCUAUUGACGGUCUCAGUACUGGCGGUACCAAAGACGCAACGCCUCUAGCUCAGAGUCCAAAGCUCACCUUCUCCCGUCGAUACAUUGACAACAAUCUUUAUUCGCUGCGUCACCACAGCGGAAAAGACGCCAAAGAGUUCGCGACCGAUCACGGUAAGAAGGUCUCCAAGGCGAUUGGUGAUGCCAGAGCGUCUCUUGGGCUGGGCAAAGUAUACGGCUGUGCUCCACAAGAUCUUUGGAUCAGCCGUCGCCCAUACCCGCACAACGAGAGUAUCUUUACCUGGAUCGAGGAGCAACUGCUGCCGCAGACUAUUGAAAAGUCUGAUGGCAUCCAGGGUGGAAAGAAGGCAUUUGUGAUUACCAACACUGGCGCUAUCCGCUUUGACAUCUUCAAGGGAGCUUUCACCAAGGACACAAAGUUCCUGGUCUCUCCGUUCACCAGUGGGAUCCGAUACAUCAAGGAUGUACCUUACAAGGCCGCUAGUCAGGUGCUCAAAUUACUAAACAAUGAGGGUCCCAUUAUGUUGGCCAUGAUGGAGAGCAAUGCAUUCCUGCAGCCACCAGAGGUUUCGGCAGCGCGGUCUCGACCACAUCUGCUUACAUCUGACUUCGCCUUCGCUAAACUCCCCGAAGGCCAGGCACCUCUCCAUGGCAUCGAUGGGCCACAACCGUUCCCAGGUUACACCACCAAGGACGAUGCUGGGGCAGACGGCGAUGAUACGAUCCACGAGCCCAUCGCUUUCUACAAUGUUCCGAACUGUAUUCAGUCAGCUGUCGGUUUCGACCAAUCAGAGACAGACGUGGAGCCAGAGACCAUUGAUCUCAUGUAUAAUCAGUUUAUUGAGAAAUGGAUAUUGCUGGCGCUCGAGUACCUGGGGGCAAAAAGAGGGCUGGAGGAUACUGAGGCGUUUGACAACGAGAAGAGCUUUACAGAUAUUAUGACCGAGUGGGUGGAGGAGCACUGGGGCAGUGAGGGUAAGAAGUGUGAGGAAUGA
This is a messenger RNA of Alternaria novae-zelandiae, 1860 nucleotides long. RefSeq lists its product as uncharacterized. Lineage: Eukaryota; Fungi; Ascomycota; Dothideomycetes; Pleosporales; Pleosporaceae. Gene Ontology annotation, biological process: nucleotide catabolic process. The transcript is spliced from 3 exons. Gene Ontology annotation, molecular function: hydrolase activity. The record is from RefSeq and is a predicted model, not a curated record. The coding region runs from base 1 to 1860 and encodes 619 amino acids. Gene Ontology annotation, cellular component: cytosol.